AUGUUCACAGGCAACAUCGAUGUGAUUUUUUUGUUGCCACGGCCGGGAGUUCUCCGUCGAACUACUGAUUUCUGGUCAAUUUCAUUGAAGACUGGAGAAGCGGGUACAUCAAGGUCGCUUGUUUGGAAUCAAGCCGAGGAAGACCUACUCUGUUCAGAACCAAAUCGAAGUGAACGCAGCUCUCGUGAAGGUGAGUGUUUCAUGGCAAAUGCUUACUGUACGGAGAGUGGGAUCAACUUAACCACUCACUGCUUCAUAGAUCGAAAUUCGCUUUUGAAUGGGACUGUUAUCCCAUCUACACAGAAUUCUUCUACUGAUGGCGUCAGAUUCCGAAGAUUCUUCACUUCCUACUCUCCUUCCCAGAAAUCCAAGCGAGCUGCUACAGCUCGUAAAGAUCGCAUUUGGCCCGAUGGUGUGAUACCAUACAUUGUAGCUGCAAAUUUCUCAGGUGAGCAUAAGAACUUGUUCCAGAGGGCAAUGCGGCAUUGGGAGAAUUACACCUGUGUGUCUUUCAUACCCAAGCUGCCACAACACAAGCACUACAUAAUGUUUACCAUCGAUAAAUGUGGGUGCUGUUCUUAUGUUGGGCGUCGUGGUGAUGGCCCGCAAGCGAUCUCCAUAGGCAAAAAUUGUGACAAAUUUGGCAUUGUUGUGCAUGAACUUGGACAUGUGGUUGGAUUUUGGCACGAGCAUACACGUCCUGAUAGAGAUCUGUAUGUGGACAUUUUCUAUAAGAGUAUACAGCCAGGACAGGAUUAUAACUUCGAAAAAUCAAAACCCGAAGAGGUUGAUUCGUUGGGAGAACCCUACGAUUUCAACUCGAUCAUGCACUACGCCCGCGAUACAUUUUCACGUGGAACUUUUCAUGAUACGAUCUUACCAAAGCCGAGCUUAGGUUUUCGCUCAGAGAUUGGGCAAAGAGUACAGUUGAGUGAAGGUGAUAUCCGGCAGGCUAAAAAACUCUAUAACUGUGCAGCUUGUGGAGGCACUUUGCUCCAUGAUUCUGCUGACCUUAUACCGUCCAGCGCUGGCAAAUGUGUUUGGCAUAUCAUUGCUGCUGAAGGACAGACUAUAUUCCUGAAUUUGACAGGCGCCUUUCUGAGUUAUCCCCUGAGUGAAUGUAAUAUGGAGUUUGAGGACACGAUAGUUAUUCGAGAUGGCUAUUCUGCAAAGGCCCCAGUUUUAGACAAAAUAUGCGGCGAUGAAAAUGGCUACCGCACUGUUGUAUCAUCUGGCAGUCGACUUUAUGUAGAGCUGAACUCGAAUACGCUUCCACUUGGCUCAAUAGGCAAAUAUCAUUCAGUGUGUGGAGGCCCAAUCUAUGCCGAUAAUGGUGUUAUUCAGAGUCCGAGAUAUCCAGAAUCGUAUCCUCCGAAUGCUGAUUGCCUGUGGACUAUCCAUGUUUCUGAGGGUUAUCAAGUUGCAGCGGAGAUCAUCUACUUCCAUCUAGAACAGCACAAGGAUUGCAUAUACGACCGCGUUGUCUUCUGGGAAGGAAAUGAAAUUGGAUCACCAUUGGCGACUCUCUGCGGAACUAUAACCAAGAGACAAAUAGUUACAAAAGCAAGCAAUGAGAUGGUUAUUAGGUUGUACUCGGAUAAUUCUGUUCAAAAGACCGGAUUUGAAAUAGCUUUUGUUCGUGAGCUAGACGAAUGUGCUAUGGGAACACACCAGUGCGAACAGCGGUGUGUAAACACUGUUGGUAGCUUCAAGUGCGAUUGUCACGUAGGCUACAGCUUGCGACCAGAUGGUAGAACUUGUGAAAGUACAUGUGGUGGCUUCAUUCGUGCCUCCUCCGGUUCAUUUGCCUCUCCCAACUUUCCUCUGCAGUAUCCGUCCUCGAAAAAUUGUGUGUGGGAGAUUGAGGCAGAUGAUGGAUAUCAAAUCUUUCUCAAUUUCACAACUUUCAACGUGGAGGGAAUGAAGACAGAAUGCGCUUACGACUAUGUAAAGAUUGGAGAGAGUGAGAAACUUUGUGGCGACUAUACUGAGCCGUUGUUGUUCACAUCCGCAUCGAAUCGAGUCAGAGUUGAAUUCGUUUCUGAUUCAUCAGUGGAGAGAACAGGUUUCUACGCCCACUUCAUUGCUGAUCUGAAUGAAUGUCAAGCAGACAACGCCGGAUGUGAACACAUCUGCCAAAAUAGAUUGGGAUCCUAUGUAUGCCUUUGUCAACCUGGUUAUAUCUUAGCUGCAGAUGAACAUAACUGCAAAGAGGGAGGAUGCUUUUUUGAGCUCAACGCGCCAAGUGGUGAAAUUACAACACCGAAUUUUCCUAGUGACUACCCCAAAGGUCAGAAUUGCACAUGGCACUUUGUAACAACACCCGGUCAUCGUCUUAUGAUCACAUUUUCGUCAUUUCAAAUAGAGGAACAUUCGCAGUGCAAAUAUGACUCCGCAGCCAUUUAUGAUGGUGGCGACACCAAUGCGCCUCUGGUCGGUAUUUUUUGCGGUGUCACCGCCCCACCAAUGUUCAUGUCGUCAACGAACCAGCUCUUUCUUACUUUCUCUUCUGAUGCGUCCGUAUCUAGGCAGGGCUUUGAAGCGCAUUACUCAUCAGUGUGCGGUGGACGUUUGACGGCUGAAUCAUCACCGGGUCAUAUUUACUCUCAUGCUACCUUUAGCGAUAGUAAAUAUGGAAAAAGCCAGGAUUGCUGGUGGAGGAUAAGUGCUCGCUCACGUCAUCGUGGUGUGCGCAUACAGUUCAACUCUUUUACUUUGGAAGCUGAAGAAAGGUGCCAGUAUGAUUACAUGGAGAUUUAUGACGGUUCUGAACCUGUACAACAUCGUCUCUUUGGGAGAUACUGUGGUGAUCAGAUUCCCGAAACUGUGACUAGUACAGGCUCGGAAAUCUUAUUGAUCUUGCACACUGAUGACUCAGAGGAGGAGAAAGGGUUUGUUGCGGAGUAUCGGGAAGCGCCACGAAGUCAUAAAAGGCCCGUACCUCGACCCCCAAGGCGCAACCUGGACAAGGAACCCUUGAGUUUUUGAUUUGACGUUUUUGUUGCGUUUCUAUGUUUAAGGGAAUUAGGACAUUAUAUUUUUUUUAUUGCCUUAUCAUUCGCUUCAAAUGAUGCUGUUUUUCUUCACUGCCGCAAGAAUCAAUGCGGGCAUGUAGAAAAGUGCCCAUUUUCUUGCUGAAAUUAUACAUGUACUCCUAUUGUCACACAUAUCAUUGUCAAUGUAUUUUGUACUGUCGCUGCCAACAUUCAUAAA
Molecule: messenger RNA, 3213 nt
Organism: Cylicocyclus nassatus
Lineage: Eukaryota; Metazoa; Nematoda; Chromadorea; Rhabditida; Strongylidae
Source: the annotation of a GenBank genome assembly